Molecule: messenger RNA, 776 nt
Organism: Homalodisca vitripennis (glassy-winged sharpshooter)
Lineage: Eukaryota; Metazoa; Arthropoda; Insecta; Hemiptera; Cicadellidae
Exons: 4
Coding region: 78-776 (232 amino acids)
Source: RefSeq, a predicted model, not a curated record
UUAUUAGCAAUUUUUUUAUAUAUUAGUAUUAAUAAAAUUGUAUUGCACAGGAUAUUGAAAAUGCCGAAGAAAACCUCAUGAUGAGCGAUAACAUUUCUAUUGAAGAAAUUUCGGUUGACGUACUUGAUGGCGAGCCAGAAAUGAUUGGAGAUGACGUGGUAAACGAUGCAGAUCAAGAAAUUUGGAAACCAGUUCUUCAAGAGGAACUUGUCACCGUGUUUGACGCAGAAAUAAGAAGUAUAAAAGUAGAGGGAUGCUGUCGGCGGAAAUGCAGCGACUCGUUUACGCUGGAUGAGUUAUUGAAGAGCUUUUUGGAUAGCAGUAGUCUAGAUUAUUAUAAUGAAGGUACGAAUCAACUUGAUUUAGUAGUAUUAGGACAGAUCCGUGCCAUGUGUAGGCAGAGCAAUGAAGUAAAAACUGGGAGCGGAUCUAAGGAGAAAGUGAGACAAAGGCUGCGAAUGAUAUACACAUUGUCUGGCCAAACUGUUUGUGACCCCGAACAAGAACGGGUAAUUACUUCUUCCGAGGAAUUGCCAACCGAUUUUCCUAAAGAAAUCAAACCGGAAGGAUUAACAUACCAAAGGAAGAAGUAUUUGUACCAAAAGAUUAAGGAGUUUGCUGACGACGAAUUGAAGGACUUACUAUGUCCUAAUCCAGGACCAGAACCUGAAAAUGGAGUAAAUGAACCUGAUCCAGAUCGUCCAGAGGCUUCCGAUAAAGAUGUUGCUGCAGGUCCAAGGUUCGAACACACUUUACUGGAGAGCCCGAACCUCUGA